Messenger RNA from Magallana angulata, 1013 nucleotides. Its product is annotated as FYVE, RhoGEF and PH domain-containing protein 2-like. Gene Ontology annotation, biological process: filopodium assembly; cytoskeleton organization. The transcript has 10 exons. The coding region runs from base 387 to 1007 and encodes 206 amino acids. Gene Ontology annotation, molecular function: metal ion binding. Gene Ontology annotation, cellular component: cytoplasm. The record is from RefSeq and is a predicted model, not a curated record. Lineage: Eukaryota; Metazoa; Mollusca; Bivalvia; Ostreida; Ostreidae.
UUCUGUUCUUUUCAAAGUUCAAUGAUCUACUUUUGAUCUGUGGAGAGGUACUGCUGGGUAAUUACAAACUGAAGGCGGAGUUGACCAUCGACGGUUUGGAGAUUGAGGACAAUAUUACUCAUGCUGACUGGAUACUUGAAGGGGAAAAUAUUGACAUUCCAAACACAUUUUACGUCAAAAGCCGACACAAAAUCAUCCAGUUCUUAGACGAAAAUCCUGGUGAAGAAAGUAGUUGGUGCGAGAGUAUCAAAAAUGUGAUCAAAGAUUAUAAAGUAAGAAAACCUUCAGUACGAGCAGGGGAGUUACCACCAUGCAAUGGAGGAGAGGUGUCGGAAAACGAUCUCGGCAAUGUGGCCCCACACUGGAUCAAGGACGAUGAGGUCUCGAUGUGUCAGCUGUGCAGCAAAUCAUUUACAGCGUUAAAACGGCGGCACCAUUGUCGUGCUUGUGGAAGGGUUGUAUGCGGAAAGUGUUCAUCAAAAAAGAGUAAUUUAGCGUAUGACAACAACAAGCCAAAUCGGGUCUGUAAUAAAUGUUUCGUCAUCCUGAAAAACGUGGAUGGAAAGGUGGUGGACCAGAAAGUUCCUAAAGGGGUCAAACUGAUGAAUGCCAAUGACCCCUCUAUUCUCUCUGGGUACCUCCAGAAGAGCAUGGAUCGAGGCAAGACUUGGAACAAGAGAUGGUUUGUCAUUACCAAGGAGUUUGCCAUGUACGAAUUUAAGGCUCACCAUGAUAUCUAUGCCAUAGCAACCCUACCAUUACCUGGUUACCAAGUAAUAUUUCCUGUGGACAACAUCGAGAAUGUCUUUUGUUUGAGUCACCAGCAGAAACUUCCUCCAACUUAUCUACAGUCCGAGUGUACUGCAAGCAGAGACAGAUGGUUGAAUGUACUAAAAAAGAUGGUGAACUUGGAGCUUCCCGAGGAAUCGAAUCGAAACUCCACUCAUUCCUCCGAGAGUUCCGGAAGUCAGAACGCAGAAGAUGCUGUGACAAGACGUCCAAGUUGAAUUAGC